Molecule: messenger RNA, 2138 nt
Organism: Pezoporus occidentalis (night parrot)
Lineage: Eukaryota; Metazoa; Chordata; Aves; Psittaciformes; Psittacidae
Gene: GPR65
Product: G protein-coupled receptor 65
Exons: 2
Coding region: 222-1259 (345 amino acids)
Biological process (GO): G protein-coupled receptor signaling pathway
Cellular component (GO): membrane
Molecular function (GO): G protein-coupled receptor activity
Source: RefSeq, a predicted model, not a curated record
GAAAGCUGUAAGCCAAUAACAUCCUCCUGGGCAAAACCAGCAGGUAUGCUCAGCAGCUGAGAGAAAACCUGGUAAUGCUUCAAAUGUUGCAUUCAGAAGGCUGGAAUCUUACCAACCAGAUCCUGAAGAACUAAUAAACAGAUGACCACCUGUCAGACUACAGAGGGGUUUUUAUUGCAUCCAGGCUGGAAUUAGCCCAAAGAUACUACUCAGAGUGGACAAUGAACAGCACUGCUGAGUGCCAUGAUGAUCACACCCUGGAUAAGUAUUUAUUUCCACUUGUGUACAGCGUUGUGAUGAUCAUCAGUAUUCCUAUCAACUGCAUAAGCCUCUAUGCAUCUUGCAUUCAGGUGAGGAAGAAGAAUGAGUUAGCAGUCUACAUCUUCAGCCUAUCCGUGGCUGACCUUUUGUACUCUCUAAUUCUGCCUAUGUGGAUUGAUUAUGCCUGGAAUGGAGAUAACUGGAGACUCUCUGCCUUGCUUUGUCAGAUUUCUGCCUUCCUUAUGUAUAUGAAUUUCUACACUGGUACUGCGUUCCUUGCUUGCAUCUCUGUUGACAGGUAUCUGGCAUUAGUUCACCCCCUGAAGCUCCAGCACUUGCGCACAAGAAGAUUUUCAUUGAUUGUCAGCAUAAUUGUUUGGCUUCUGGAAAGCACCUUCAAUUCAGUCAUAUUGGUAUACAAAGAAGUGUUCCAUGACCCUUGCAAUUUCACUAAUCAUACAUUAUGCUAUGACAAAUACCCCCUGGAAUGGUGGCAGGCACAGAUAAAUUUAUUCCGGAUAUGCUCAGGGUACCUGCUCCCUUUGGUAGUCAUUGUGUUUUGCUACCAUAAAAUCUACCAAGUAGUAAGGUGUAAUCAAGCCACAAUAGAUGAAGAAAAGAAAAAAGUAAGGAAACUUAUUCUAAAUAUCACAGUUACUUUUGUUGUUUGCUUUACUCCUUAUCAUGUUAUGUUGUUUAUUCGCAGCAUCAAAGAACCUUACACCAGUGACCCACAGCUUUUGCAGUUGAUGUAUAAGGUUUACAGAGUCACACAGGCCUUAACAAGUUUGAAUUGCAUUGCUGAUCCCAUUCUUUACUGCUUUGUGAGUGAAACUGCACGAACAGACAUACUGAACUUGCUCAGGUGUUGCUUGUGCCUACAAAAGCGUGAGGGAGAGCAAGUGAAAGAUCAUGCCCUGUGCAGUUCUGCUAUAAAGAGCAGUGAACUGAUCAUCUCCAGAACUUUCUGUGAAACGGAGUCUGUCAAAAAUUCCUGAACAAGAAAAUUUGCAUGAUGUAAAUAGCAAAGAAAGAAAAAUUCUCCCCCAGUUUCUACCUAGGAAAUACUCCAAAAAUCACUGACACUAAUCUAAGUGAAACCAAUAGCUGGAGCUGAUAAGAACUUGUUAUAGUGGCAAUGAAAUAAAUGCAGCAUCAACACUUAUCUUUAAAUCAGACCCGGCACAUAAAUCCAUGUUGACAAACAAAUGCACAGUCAAGAUGACCAUGACACACUGAUAAAAUUACUGAGGAUCUCUCACAAAAAUACUUCCUGUCACAGCUUGCUAGCUAGCCCACAUGCUGGGCAUACACAUACUGAGCUGGAGGAAGCUGAAGUCCUCUUAACCUAGUAAUUUGGUUUCAAGUUUUAGUUGAAAUCUAAGCUUAGCUGGGAAGGAGUCCCAAAAGGGAUUUUAUUUAUUUAUUUUUUUUAAUCAGCACUGUGAUAGAAGUGAAUAAAGCACACACACAUGAAAAUCAUUCUAAUGAUUGAUCAAAGAGCAUACAGAGGUAGGAUGGUAAAUGUUCUCUCUAAUGUCAUGCUGUGAUUUAUGCUGCUAUGGUGGUUCCUGUGUUUCAGUAAUGACUUGAGUUCUCCUUCAGCAUACCCCUGAGAUUAGCCAUUUCUUAAAAUUGUUUACCUCAUGCGGACAGGUAGUUACCUGCUCUUAAGCUUUUCAGCUUUUGUUUUCUUUGGAAAAUAUAUGUUCUAAUGUAUAACCAUAUGUCAUGUAGUUUCAUUACAAUAUCAAUACCAAGUUUCAGACAGUUGAGUAUUCAUUACUUCAAGUUCCUAUAUAGAACCAAAUUUUAGACACCAGUCUUUUAACUCAGAUUAAAUUUUUGCCAAUAUAUUCAGGAAGGAAAGAGAAAGA